AUGGCGACAGUAUUUGAUAGUCCUUUCAUUCGACAACGUUUGCAUCGGUUACGGCAUCGUGAUUUCGAGUUAGAUGAAGACCAAAGAUUCGGAAGAUGUGAUUGUACAAGUUAUUCCUACUUCGUUCUUUCCAUGGUUUUGUUUUCAGUGGGAACAGUAAUUACAGUGUUGGCUCUAGGUGACGCUGAUGGGUAUAUUUUAAGCAAUUUGGGACACAUGUGGCUAGUAGGGCCCAUAUUUAUAUGUUCCGGAAUGAUGGUUGCCGUGAAAAGUAUGUUAUAUUUACGAAGAAAAAGUGUUAUUCAGAUGCUUCUUCAUCAACGUGCUAUUAUCAGAGACAUGGCUAGUAUUCAAGCAGAGUAUAAUACUCAAGUUCCUCGCACUGCAUCAAGUGCAACUUUACCACCAUCAUAUGAUGCACUAAUUGCAAAUGCAGCGACAAGCAAACCACAGCCAUCUAGUUCUGAUCCUCCUCCACCGACAUAUGAUGAAGCUAUGUAUCUGAUUGGUGAUGAGAAGUUUCAUCUCGAUAACAAUGAUGCAAAGGAAGACACAAGUAACCAAACUAAUUCUACAGAUGAUAAACCUUAG
This is a messenger RNA of Leptosia nina, 591 nucleotides long. Lineage: Eukaryota; Metazoa; Arthropoda; Insecta; Lepidoptera; Pieridae. The record is from the annotation of a GenBank genome assembly.